GAAAGUCACAAUUAUGGACACUGAGUAAGUUACUGUGAUGAUAACAGCACUCGAAAUGAAAUAAUGACGACAAAAGUUGGGGAAGAAGUUUCAUACAAUCUGAUUGUUGUUUUUAUCCCUUAAUUCAUUUUUAUUUUCCGUCUUUUAGUCCAAAAAAGACUAACUUCUUAAUGAAUUGGGAAAGUCCUUCCUCGAAUUACAUUGUACUCUGAAAAUAAUUUAUGUGUUUUUGUCACAAAAAAUAUGUUUAAAAUGUAUAAGAGGUAGCCUCUAUUAUUGAAUAUUAGUAGAUUGUCCUGAUCUUUGAUACUGAAAAUUACGAAUUUGUCACAGUCGACCGAUUAUUAUUGUUGAUAAGCAAUCAGAUACGCUUUGAUUUAUUGUGAUGAUUAGGAGUAUUUGAUUUUAGUACGAACUAAGAAUCCCAGAAAUAACGCAAUUGGAUCAAGAAGUACCAGAUAAGCACGAACGAAUGUACUGUAUUUGGAAUUUGAAAUCAAGCAUUCAACAAGUACAAAGGAUCCAAAUACUUCACAUCUAAUCAUGAUGAUUGAAAGGAAACUAAAGAAUUUCUUUAAAAUAUGUACUAUUGAUAUUGUCAACAGUAAAAUAAAUAAAUGAAAUACAUUAGUAUUCCUGAUAAACCAAUAAUAAACAAAAAUUUUAGUAGUGGAAGUGGAGAACUACGAGGACCAGAAACUUCAUAUUUGAUUGAAUGUGUUGGAUCAGUUUUACGGCAGUAUAUAGCAGAAGUCCUAAUUAAACGGCCUGUGGAUCCAAUCGAUUAUUUGGGUCGCUGUUUAAAAAAUUAUAUAAGAAUAAGAGAUAUUGAAAUAAAAGAAUCUAUGGAAAACAAUAAAAUAAUCAAUUUGAGUCAAUUAGAAGAAAAUGAAGCUUCAUUAGAAACUAAAAAUGAGGAAGAAACUUCAGAUCUCACUACAGAAUCGAAGAAUAAUGAACAUCACUCAGAUGACAAAAUGAUUAAUAACGAUAUAGAUAUGAAUAACAUUAAUGAAAUUGAAGCUAAUAAUAAUGAUGAUGAUAUAGAGGUUCAGGAUAGAAACCAAUUGCAAAGUGAUUCAGAGAAUUAUGUCAAAGAAUCAAUAAACCAAGGAGACGUAGAUGAUGAUGAUGACGGUGAACAAAGUACAUUAAAAUUUGAUAAUGAAACUGAUGAUGAAAUCACUUUUGAAUCACAAAUUAAACAAGAUAUUAAUGAAACACCAUUAGAAGAUAUUACUGAUCGUGAUCAUGAUGAUGAUGAUGAUCAAACAGAAGAAGUAACUGAUUCUGAAUUACAAUAA
Schistosoma bovis is the source of this 1304-nucleotide messenger RNA. NCBI's taxonomy places the organism in Eukaryota, Metazoa, Platyhelminthes, Trematoda, Strigeidida, Schistosomatidae. The record is from the annotation of a GenBank genome assembly.